Molecule: messenger RNA, 201 nt
Organism: Neurospora tetrasperma FGSC 2508
Lineage: Eukaryota; Fungi; Ascomycota; Sordariomycetes; Sordariales; Sordariaceae
Exons: 1
Source: RefSeq, a predicted model, not a curated record
GUAAAACUAUUACCUAUAGUACAAUUAGUAUAUAAUACCUCCCCUAUAAAGACUACUAAGGUUUUACUUUUCUUUAUAAAUUACGGGUACGAACUAGAAUUUUUGGAAGGAUUAAAUACGAAUAUUCCUAGGGCCUUAAUUAAGGCCGGAAAAUUAUAUAUAUUAUAUAAGAAACUUAAGGAAGAAUUGGAAUUUAUUUAA